AUGGCCAGCAGCGACAUCGAAUGGGCCUUACUACGAGGGGGGUCAAUCCCUGUCGACACGGUCGCCAGCACCCUCAAAACCAAGGAGCUCGCGACGAGUCUUGCCGAAGCUGACUUCAAGUCUAUCCUUCUGUCGCCCGAGGCUCGAGCAGUCUUUGCUUCGACACCCGACCUGUUCGAGGGGCUUCCCUUCUCGCCUGCCUCUGCAGACUCUUCCGCAGAGACUUCUUCGGCUAUCCGACUGAUUGUGGCCAUAGCCCUCAUUCACUCUUUCGUCCAGGUGAACUGGACUGGGCCCGAGCUGUCUUUCAAUACCCUUGAAGUGCUCGAUACAACGUCAUCAAGCGAAGAGGACCUGAAUAACGCGGCCCUCCCCUUCCUGACAUUGCAGGGCGAGCCCGCAUACCACCUCUCCCAGCAACCGGCCCUUUUCCUCUUGGGCAGAAGACUUUUGCUUUCCCUCGAGAGUGAUGCCCAGAUUUCCUCGGUGCCUGCGUGGACCCUUAGACUUCAUCUUAUCCACCUCGCCCUCCUCGACGAACCCGUCCCUCCCCCUACUUCCGUCCUCGACUCCAUCAAAGCUCUUCUCGAAGAUCCUGCUGUCAAAGCGGAUCAGGAUCUGACUGCUCAAAUUCAUCUCGAGCAGGGUCUAUUGCAUUUCCGAUUGGGCACAGACAAACAUGCCAAUCAGGAGUUUUUGUCUGCAGCCAAAUCGAGUGGUCUCGAAUUCGAAUUGACUGGUGCGCUGGGUAAAAAGACCAAAUACCAGGUCGCCGCGCACAGUCAGCUGGUGCUUUUGGCAGAGUCCAGAGCUCGGGAUGGGGAAGGAAAGGAGAGAAUUUCGGCGGAUAGUGAAGAAGGGGGAGAGAAGUUACCGGAAGCUCUGCUAUUGAACGACGACACACUGUUGGAAGAGACCGAGUUUACAAAAGUCACCCGCGACGACAAGUCGACCUCGCGACUAGCCCACCUUGACCCUUCCGAUCAACCGCCCCUCCACCCGCUUGAUCAAGCUCUUCUCAUCUCCUUUUGUCUUUCCCAAUCGAACGACUCUCCAUCUUUGGGUCUGACGUCUCAGCAAAUGAUGCCUUUCCUCUCUCGAGUCAUCUCGCAUCCUCGAAACUGGUCCGUCCAUACCACCGCUCUUCUGCUGCGAUCUCGUCUUGAGGCAGGCAGAUCAAGGACUGUCGAGCGUUCCUGCUUGCAGCUCCAGGCCCUCAUCGAGCAGAUGCCUACGAGCGACUCUGAGCCGAAAGAGAGAUUGAGAUACUUCCAUCAGCUUCCUUUGCCUAGCAAGUGGGAGAUGGAGAGCGAGCUCGCCAAGCGCUUCAUGACAGUCGGUGUCAUUCGAAGUGCUCUCGAGAUUUUCACUCGCUUGGAGAUGUGGGAGGACGCCAUUGGGUGUUUGCAAAAGAUGGAGAGGGAAGAAGAGGCUGAGGGAAUUGUGCGAGAUCUGCUGGCGGGCAAGAAGGUAGAAUCAGAGCUGGUGCCUACUCUGGGACGAGCGACAGUUAGCGAGAUGCGCAAGCAAAAGCUGACUGCCGCUCGAGAGGGCAAGCUUUGGUGUCUUCUCGGUGACCUUGCCCUUAACGUUCAUGGGGCUGCUCACGAUCCUGCUGCUGCCCGUGCCACUUCCAUCGAGCACUACAACAAAGCCUGGGAAGUUUCUGAACACACUUCGUCUCGGUCUCAGCGUUCGCUUGGCUCUCUCUACAUGGGCACGCAAGAGUUUGAGAAGGCAAUCUCCUGCUUCCAGGCGUCGCUCAACAUCAACCCCCUCUAUUCUCGUGCUUGGUUCACUGUGGGUGUGGCAUACGUGAGGAUGGAGAAGUGGCACGAUGCCAGGGAUGCGUUUAGGAAGCAAGUUGGAGUGGAUGAAGAUGAUGCGGAGGGGUGGAACAACUUGGCGGCGGUGUACCUCAGGCUGGAAGAGGAAGGCGUUGCCGAGAAUGAAGCUCCGCCGGUGUCGUACGAAAACAAGAUGCUGGCUUUCCGAGCUCUCCGCCAAGGUCUUCGAUUUGCCUACACCAACUGGCGCAUGUGGCAAAACUACAUGAUCGUCGCUGUCGACGUCGGGGAGCUUUCUGAGGCUGCCCGCGCCAUGACACGUGUUGUCGAAACACUUGCCAACUCCAAUCCCGAACAAGCCAUCGACGCCGACGUACUCGACAAGCUCGUGGAUAGUGUCACUCGAGACGACUUUUCUUUGAGCAAGGACGAAGCCACAAAGGUUGUGCCCAAGACCAGCAACGAAGGGUUUGGUCUUCUACCCAUUGUUGAGCGAUUGUUCGAUGUGGUCAUUUUCCCUCGAGUCUCCGACAACCCUCGAGUAUGGAGGACACAUGCUCGUCUGCUGAGAUGGAAGGAAGACUGGGAAGGCGCGAUGGAGGAUACCCUUCGAGCCUGGCGGUGUGGGCCUGUUGCGGAUGAGGGUGUUGAGAGAGAUCUCGCCAAGUGGCAGGAGGCCGUCACGGAGCUGGAAGACUUGGUCGCUGUGCUGAGUGUGUUGGGACCCAAGGCGAAGGCGGUGCAGGAGAGUUCAGAGGGCGAGAAGAAGCGAAAGAGUGAUUGGAAGUUCCAAGCCAGGGGUCUAGUGAGGACAUUCAUGGGAAGGACGAAAGACUCAUUCGAAGGCGAAAAGGAUUGGGAGAGACUACAGGAGCUGUUAGAUGAGCUCAAAAGGUCGGAAUAG
This is a messenger RNA of Cryptococcus wingfieldii CBS 7118, 2691 nucleotides long. RefSeq names its product TPR repeat-containing protein. Gene Ontology annotation, molecular function: protein binding. The coding region runs from base 1 to 2691 and encodes 896 amino acids. The record is from RefSeq and is a predicted model, not a curated record. The transcript has 3 exons. NCBI's taxonomy places the organism in Eukaryota, Fungi, Basidiomycota, Tremellomycetes, Tremellales, Cryptococcaceae.